Sordaria macrospora k-hell is the source of this 888-nucleotide messenger RNA. RefSeq lists its product as uncharacterized. The record is from RefSeq and is a predicted model, not a curated record. Lineage: Eukaryota; Fungi; Ascomycota; Sordariomycetes; Sordariales; Sordariaceae.
AUGAGCACUCCAGACGCUUCUCCUCCUACUGGCACUGGCCUUGAAGUCGAUAAAGAUUGGGACGACAGCCCCUAUGUAAUGGCGCGCAUUGCGAUCACCAAGCCCAGCGCGGAACAGAACCCUGACGCAUUCGCCCUCCUCAAACGGCUUCACAACCAGAUGUUCGGGUUCAACGAUACUUGGCCAGAUGCCAUCAAGAUGCUGUAUGAAAAGCCCUCGUUAGCCUCGAUGGUCCGCGAGUGGCCCGCCUUCCUCGUCUUCCCCUGUCUGCGCGGUCCGAGCGGCGAGAAAUUCAACAUCGACCUCGCGCGCAGAAUCCUGCGUGACGACCAGAUGAGAUUUCGACUUGGGUAUGCGGUGUCGGUCCUGGGCAAAAUCUUUGAGGGCCGCGGAAAUAAGGAGUCCAAGGAGCGAUUUUCUGAGCGCUUGUGCAACAACAUACUGUGGAAGAUAUGGAAGCGGAGGGAGCCCGAGGUGAGAAUGUUUUGGCGAAAGCUGGAAGAGGAGGGAAAGAUUCCGGAGGAAGAAGAGGCUGGAGUGGGAAAAGCGCGAGAAGAGCAGCCUGAAGAGGGAUCCCCGAAUUCUGGGAAGAAGUGGAGAGUGAGCGGAACUCCCUUUGAUAGGGGCGUCUCCAGGGCGAAUUCGGACUUGCAUGCGCUCGGAAAUAAGCCAGAGUUGGAGUUUGACGCUGACGCAUGGCAAGAUCCGGAGCCCGAAUCACCCUCGGCCGACACGCCGAUGAGCGAUGAGGAGAUGGAUCGAAACUUAACCACAGUUGGCCAUGGCUGGGAUGGAGAGCGCAUCUUCUAUCGGCGUGGAACUGAUGGCCAGUGCGACCAUUGUCAGGGUUCGCUUCCACACGGCCCAGGGAGAGAGGAGUUAGUUUAG